Myxocyprinus asiaticus (Chinese sucker) is the source of this 3141-nucleotide messenger RNA. RefSeq names its product HAUS augmin-like complex, subunit 5 (gene haus5). NCBI's taxonomy places the organism in Eukaryota, Metazoa, Chordata, Actinopteri, Cypriniformes, Catostomidae. The transcript has 19 exons. Bases 83 to 2017 code for a protein of 644 amino acids. Gene Ontology annotation, biological process: centrosome cycle; spindle assembly. Gene Ontology annotation, cellular component: HAUS complex; centrosome. The record is from RefSeq and is a predicted model, not a curated record.
UACGGGUUUCUGAGAUUUGGAUGCAGCAGUUUGUUGACAUCAAGACAAAUAAUCUCUGUUUAAGGUCAAACAGUUAUAAAAGAUGUCGGGUCUCAGUCAGGAGCUAAAGCGUUGGGCUGUUGAGGAACUUAAUCUGCCAGCAGCCAGACUCCCUGAUGACGGAUAUAUAAAGACGUUGUGCGUUGGUCCCGGAGCUUCCAUUUGGAAAUAUAUCACGCAGCAUGUGUAUAAAGAGAGGAAUGUUCGGGUCAUGAGGGGGAAUCUUCGGUGGUACAAAGUUUUACAAGAUGAAGAGCUGAAACACUUGAACAGUCAGAAUACAGAUGCAAGAAGGCUUGAGCUUCAGAAAGCAAUUGAUGCCCUUCAGACUGAACUUGCUCAACUGGACACAAAGAUCAGUCGGGUGGAGGAUCAGCUUGCUACUGAAGAGCAGAAUGUGAACAGGAACUGGGAGGAUUUCAUUGAGAACAGACGGAGAAAGCUCCUAUUGGAUUCCUUCAGGCAACGCUGCACAGAGGACAGAAAAAUCCUCCUGGAAGACACACACAUGAUUGGCACCCAACGACAUGCCGUGGAAGAGCUGUCCAAGAAAGCAGAAGUGAAGCUGGUGUUUGGGCCAUCCAGCAAAGCAGACUGUGGAGCUGGUGCAGAUCCUUUGGUUUUAAGGGAUAUCAGAGAGCUCUGCAAUGAAAGAGUUCUCUUUUUCCAAUGCCUGCUAGAGAGUGAACUGACAGCAAAUUCAUCGGCCGAUUUUACUAAUGAUCAAAGGAAUGCUGUGAUCCAGCACUGGGUGAGUGCAGUGGAGAACGUCCUACGUUCUCACCCUCCAAACCAAGUGCUCUCAGCUCUUCAAGCUCUGAUCUCCAGACAGCAGGUGGCACUAGAGGACAAAAUUGCAUCUUUGGAUGUAGAGCGUGAUGUAUCCACUUUAGGGUUUUGUUACGAGAGUGAUCAUCUUAUAGAUGUGUCAGCUAAGGAAGAGGAGUUGCCACCUGUUCGAAGUCUAUUGCAGUCUGCCUGGGAAGAUGUGGAGCAGAGUUAUGUUGAAUUAUCACAGACACGAUACAGACGUGGGCAGCUGGAGACUGAACUUUCAGCUUUGAUGAGUAAGGCAGAGGCUGGUGUGCUGGCACAGGAAACAGACCCACUGGCCAGGAGUGUGUUUGAGUUGAAGAUGGAGGGAGUAAAGCAGGCAGUAGUAAGAGACAGUAUCAGAGAGCAGUGUACUCAGCUGCAGUUACGAGCCAGGGAAGCACAGGAGGCCAUCAGGACCCUGCAUACACAGUGGCAAAGUGUCAUUGACUUCAGACAGCUUGUGGAGAGGAGACAAGAACAGAUACGGAGCCUGAUCAAGGGGAAUUCCUCCGUGAAGACUGAAUUAACCUGUGUCCAUGCAGAGGUUGGACAGUUUGUGCAGGAAAAGCUCAGUCCUCAGUUUGGUAAUGUGAUUAAAGCUGGAAAUGGACUGCGAAACUCUGUGUCACAAGGGGCCAAGCACUUCAGUUGUGUAUCACUGGCUGCACUGGACCGCAGGGUCACAAAGGGGGGACAGAAGCUACCAGCAGCUCAGCUUUCCAUCCACCGGUUACAGUCUCCUGCUUUCCACAAACUCUGUGAAAAUCUCUCAUUUCCCAUGUAUAUGGCUCCAGAGGAGCUAUGGUCUCAGGCUGCAGCCCGACGGCUGGAGCUACGACAUCUGCGCAGACUCCUUCAGCUUUUCUCAGAGUCAGCAGCAGACGUGCAGAAGCUGACGGCAAAGCUGCCCUCCCCUGAUCAGCAGACUUUGCUGCAGCGUGUGAAGAUGGUAGAUGAAGAGAUUCAGCAGACGUUGUACCCUCGGGCAUAUGAGCUCACACAGAGGUGCUCUAAAGGCCUGCUUUAUGCAGAACAAGUGAAGACUGCUAUUACACACUGGUGGGAGCAGCCUGGUCAGUUUGCCCUGCCAGAGAUGCAGAGAGAAGGACUGUCUUUCCAACAGUGGCUACAGCGAUGGAAACUGGCAACAAAAGAAUCCUGACUUAUUUCUCUAUUUGUAAUCAAAAGUUUGUGUAGUGUAUCUGUUAACAAUUUAUAUUUUACUUUCAUAUUUCAACUCACUUUACUCUUAAAAAUAAACUGAUUAGCAUUCAAUAUGUUUUUAAGGAUGUUAAAUCUUUAUACACAUUUUUACUGUAUUAUGGUAGGCCAAAUUAUCUUUUAAUGUCCCCAGUGUUACUCGUCAUACUUGCAUUCUUACUAGAAAGAAUUCCAAUUAGAGAGCUCUCUAAUUGCAUUUUUAUUAGUAAGAAUUUAAAUUACAGAGUUCUCUAACUUAAUUUUUUACUAGCAAGAAUUUGAACUAGAGAGCUCUACAGUUGUAUUUUUACUAGUAAAAUUCAAAUUACAGAGUUCUACAAUUGAAAAUGUUUUGUCAUAUGUUUCCAUUGACUCCCAUUCAUUUUUAAUUACAGAGCACUACAAUUGAAUUUUUACUAGGAAGGAUUCCAGUUAGAGAGCUCAACAAUUGAAUUACUAGUGAGAAUUAUAAGAAAGCUCUGUAAUUGAAUUUUUACUAGUAAGGAUUCCAAUUAGAGAGAUCUCUAACUGAAUUCUUAUUAGUAAAAAAUCUCCAUUAAAGAGAUGUUUAAAUGCAGAGCUCUGUAAUUUGAAUUCUUUCUAGUAAGCAUGUAAUUGUAGAGCUCUUGAAUAGAACUUCCGCAGGACACGAUCAGAUUUCUUGCAGCGCGGGAUGAAAUUUCCGAGUUGAAGGCGAUAGCGGACAGUAUAUCCAUGUGUUUUGUGUGGAAGUGGGCAGUCAGAAAAGAUCCUAAAAAUCCUAUGUGGAUAUUUAUAUGAUUAAUUUAUGAAUGCAAAAAAAAAAAAAAAAAAGCCCAAAACAAUUUUAUUUAAAAAAAUUUUUAUGACAAACAGAAAAUCCAAUGUAAAAAUGUGCGCGCCAACACGUGCAUCAAAUUAUCUAAUAUUUGGAGCAGUCUAUUGUCAACGACACUUUAGAAGAAUGGCAGAGCAUAGCAUAGACCCACUGUGUCAUCAAAGCACGUGAAACUGGGACUGGAACAAAACUGGGACACAAAAUGUAUUAUGAAUAUAUAUUAUACAUUUAUUAAAAUCAUUAUUAAUUUAUAAAAAGCCCCAUCAUCU